This is a messenger RNA of Oncorhynchus masou masou (cherry salmon), 4534 nucleotides long. RefSeq lists its product as uncharacterized. The transcript has 2 exons. Lineage: Eukaryota; Metazoa; Chordata; Actinopteri; Salmoniformes; Salmonidae. The coding region runs from base 555 to 1874 and encodes 439 amino acids. The record is from RefSeq and is a predicted model, not a curated record.
CCUGGUCAACAGUAGUGUCCCCUUCACCCUAUGGGCCCUGGUCAACAGUAGUGUCCCCUUCACCCUAUGGGCCCUGGUCAACAGUAGUGUCCCCUUCACCCUAUGGGCCCUGGUCAACAGUAGUGUCCCCUUCAUCCUAUGGGCCCUGGUCAAUAGUAGUGCACGACAGAGGGGAUAGGAUUCCAUUUGGGACACUGGCCUGUUGGUCAUGUAUGUGCCUCCUUUAGUAAAUGCUAAAGUAAAAAAUGUCAUAUUGUACAAGAACAACAAUUCAUAUUGAUUGUAAAUGUGUUUAUUCUGCUACCUGAGCUGGUUGUUUUGACUGUGAUGAUGAUGGUGUGUUGUCAGGUUGUUUUUCUAUUGUGUUUACGUCCGCUGUGUCCCUACUACAGUACAUGGCUCCUGUUAUAGCUGCUAGCAUUGAAUAGGGAAGUCGUUCUGCGUCUCUGUAACAAUGCCUCCCUAUUCCCUAUUAACUGCACUACUUUGGACCAGGGCCCUAUGGGUCGUGGUCAAAAGUAGUGCACUAUGUAGGGAAUAAGGUGCAUUUUGGGAUGCAUCCUCAAUCUGUGCUGCUCCACAGAGGUCAGAGGUCAGAUGCUUGUUGGGAUGCAUCCUCAAUCUGUCCUGCUUCACAAGAGGUCAGAGGUCGGGCCUGUUGGGAUGCAUCCUCAAUCUGUCCUGCUCCACAGAGGUCAGAGGCCUGCAUCCUCAAUAUGUCCUGCUCCACAGAGGUCAGAGGUCAAGGGCCUGUUGAGAUGCAUCCCCAAUCUGUCCUGCUCCACAGAGGUCAGAGGCCUGUUGGGAUGCAUCCUCAAUCUGUCCUGCUCCACAGAGGUCAGGGGCCUGUUGGGAUGCAUCCUCAAUCUGUCCUGCUCCACAGAGGUCAGGGGCCUGUUGGGAUGCAUCCUCAAUCUGUCCUGCUCCACAGAGGUCAGAGGCCUGUUGGGAUGCAUCCUCAAUCUGUCCUGCUUCACAGAGGUCAGAGGUCGGGGGCCUGUUGGGAUGCAUCCUCAAUCUGUCCUGCUCCACAGAGGUCAGAGGCCUGUUGGGAUGCAUCCUCAAUCUGUCCUGCUCCACAGAGGUCAGGGGCCUGUUGGGAUGCAUCCUCAAUCUGUCCUGCUUCACAGAGGUCAGAGGUCGGGGGCCUGUUGGGAUGCAUCCUCAAUCUGUCCUGCUCCACAGAGGUCAGAGGCUUGUUGGGAUGCAUCCUCAAUCUGUCCUGCUCCACAGAGGUCAGAGGUCAAGGGCCUGUUGAGAUGCAUCCUCAAUCUGUCCUGCUCCACAGAGGUCAGGGGCCUGUUGGGUUGAAUCCAAAAUCUGUCCUGCUCCACAGAGGUCAGAGGCCUGUUGGGAUGCAUCCUCAAUCUGUCCUACUCCACAGAGGUCAGGGGCCUGUUGGGAUGCAUCUUCAAUCUGUCCUGCUUCACAGAGGUCAGAGGUCGGGGGCCUGUUGGGAUGCAUCCUCAAUCUGUCCUGCUCCACAGAGGUCAGAGGCCUGUUGGCCUGCAUCCUCAAUCUGUCCUGCUCCACAGAGGUCAGAGGUCAAGGGACUGUUGAGAUGCAUCCUCAAUCUGUCCUGCUCCACAGAGGUCAGAGACCUGUUGGGAUGCAUGCUCAAUCUGUCCUGCUCCACAGAGGUCAAAGGCCUGUUGGGAUGCAUCCUCAAUCUGUCCUGCUUCACAGAGGUCAGAGGUCAGGGGCCUGUUGGGAUGCAUGCUCAAUCUGUCCUGCUCCACAGAGGUCAGAGGCCUGUUGGGAUGCAUCCUCAAUCUGUCCUGCUUCACAGAGGUCAGAGGUCAGAGGUCAAGGGCCUGUUGAGAUGCAUCCUCAAUCUGUCCUGCUCCACAGAGGUCAGGGGCCUGUUGGGUUGAAUCCAAAAUCUGUCCUGCUCCACAGAGGUCAGGGGCCUGUUGGGAUGCAUCUUCAAUCUGUCCUGCUUCACAGAGGUCAGAGGUCGGGGGCCUGUUGGGAUGCAUCCUCAAUCUGUCCUGCUCCACAGAGGUCAGAGGUCAAGGAACUGUUGAGAUGCAUCCUCAAUCUGUCCUGCUCCACAGAGGUCAGAGGCCUGCAUCCUCAAUCUGUCCUGCUCCACAGAGGUCAGAGGUCAAGGAACUGUUGGGAUGCAUCCUCAAUCUGUCCUGCUUCACAGAGGUCAGAGGUCAGGGGCCUGUUGGGAUGCAUCCUCAAUCUGUCCUGCUCCACAGAGGUCAGAGGUCAAGGAACUGUUGAGAUGCAUCCUCAAUCUGUCCUGCUCCACAGAGGUCAGAGACCUGUUGGGAUGCAUGCUCAAUCUGUCCUGCUCCACAGAGGUCAGAGGCCUGUUGGGAUGCAUCCUCAAUCUGUCCUGCUUCACAGAGGUCAGAGGUCAGGGGCCUGUUGGGAUGCAUCCUCAAUCUGUCCUGCUCCACAGAGGUCAGGGGCCUGUUGGGAUGAAUCCAAAAUCUGUCCUGCUCCACAGAGGUCAGAGGCCUGUUGGGAUGCAUCCUCAAUCUGUCCUACUCCACAGAGGUCAGGGGCCUGUUGGGAUGCAUCUUCAAUCUGUCCUGCUUCACAGAGGUCAGAGGUCGGGGGCCUGUUGGGAUGCAUCCUCAAUCUGUCCUGCUCCACAGAGGUCAGAGGUCGGGGGCCUGUUGGGAUGCAUCCUCAAUCUGUCCUGCUCCACAGAGGUCAGAGGCCUGCAUCCUCAAUCUGUCCUGCUCCACAGAGGUCAGAGGUCAGGGGCCUGUUGGGAUCCAUUCCAAUAGAAGUUGGUCAGUUCAGGAAAUAAACUGAAAUUCUAAUUCAAUAAUUAAAAUUAUUUCUCAAUAAACUGAAAAUGAGAAGCUAUUUAUUUGAGAAAGGUUUUCCCGUUUUAAUUAGGAAUCAGAUGGUGUUGGUGUCGGGGGGAUAGUUUUCAGAAAGGUAUUUUCUCUGUUGACGCUGUCAUCUAGAUGAUCUGCUGUGUCCAGUUUAAAUGAAUCCAUGUUACAGUGUCGACGGACCACCGAGUCACCACCUGUGCUAAUUAGAUAUCUAGCAUCCACCUGACACCUGUGCUAAUUAGAUAUCUAGCAUCCACCUGACACCUGUGCUAGUUAGAUAUCUAGCAUCCACCUGACACCUGUGCUAAUUAGAUAUCUAGCAUCCACCUGACACCUGUGCUAGUUAUAUAUCUAGCAUCCACCUGACACCUGUGUGUAAUGGAAGCAGACCGCCAGAAAACGUGUUGUCACUGAAAUAUUCUGUCGGCUGCAACUGUGAGAUAGCUGGUCAACACGGUGUUCAGCAGCGGUGUAAAGAUAUAGCUGGUCAACACGGUGUUCAGCAGCGGUGUAAAGAUAUAGCUGGUCAACACGGUGUUCAGCAGCGGUGUAAAGAUAUAGCUGGUCAACACGGUGUUCAGCAGCGGUGUAAAGAUAUAGCUGGUCAACACGGUGUUCAGCAGCGGUGUAAAAACACAUUCUCAUACUUGAAAAAGAUACUUUAAUAGAUAAUGACUCAAGUGAAAGUGAGUCACCCAGUAAAAUACUACUUGAGUAAAAGUCUUUGGUUUUAUAUAUACAUCAGUAUAAAAAGUAAACAUAAUUGCUAAAAUAUACUUACGGAUCAAAAGUAAAAGUAUAAAUAAUUUAAAGUUCUUUUUUAUUAAGCGAAGCAGAUGGCACCACAAUUUACAAACUAAGCAUGUGUGUUUAGUGAGUCCACCAGAUCAAAGGCAGUAGGGAUGACCAUGUUCUAUUGAUAAGUGUAUAAAUUAGACCAUUUUCCUGUCCUGCUAAGCAUUCAAAAUGUACUUUUUGGGUGUCAGGGGAAAUGUAUGGAGUAAAAAGUACAUUUAGGAAUGUAGUGAAGUAAACAUAUAAAUAAAGGACAGAUACCCCAAAAACGUUUCACCCAAGGACUUCACACCACUUCAGUAAAUGUGUAUUUUACAUUUGUGAAAUUAUUUCGAUGUGAUAUGAAAGUGACAAGGGUUUAUGUUUCUAGAAAUGUAUGGCAGUUGAGAAUCUGAUUCAUGUUUAGAUGGAGAGUCUGUUUUGGCUUCCAGUCUCCCUCUGAAAAUAACAGAAGGGCCUUGGAGUAACAUUAGGCCCCUUUAGAGGGCAUCUUGGGCCAGAACUGGCCCUGUUGUUAAUCUGGCACCACCGUCCUCCACAUCUCAACCCUGGAAACAGCGUGAAACGAGGGGAGAGUCUGGACGCCGAGGCCCACCGUGAGACCGUUUGGACUACAGGUCACAAAGCUCCUCUGCUCUCCAGGAGCUGAACCUCUCUCCUGCUUCAGCAACACCUGGACGCUCUAUUCAUUUUAAACAAAAGUUUGUCCUUCUUCCUGUCUGUUUUGGUUGGUUUGAAGUGAGACUUCUUUGAAACAGACUGAUGAUGAUAACCAGUUUUGUCCUUUUCUUUCUGUACAAAGUUAUGGAUCUGCUAUUAUAUUUUUUGGUUCAGAUUAUGCCACAAUGUAAUAUUGAGAUUUUACAUUGUGCUUUUUUUUUGCUGUACAGAUGAACAUUUUGUCAAUUUAAUAAAAUUGUCUGCAGAUUUUUGCA